UGGACGUGUGUUGGAUGGAGUGUCCAUCUGGCUGAUGUCGAGUGCGCGGGCUCAUGUCAUAUUUGUGAAUUGAAUUCUAUAGUUUUCUUUCUCUUGUAGAACAUUAAAUCAUGGUUAUUACUUAAUUCAACUUUCAAUUUUAAAAAAUGCUUUUAAAUAUUUCCAUGUUAAAACUCAAAGAGAAAGUAACUAUAUUUUUUGUUAUAUUAUUUAUAUUUGCGGGGAUAUAUUUUUACUUGAAUCACUUGCAACAAAACUACGACAGUGCUCAAUGGUCUGGUGAGCGCUGCUUAUCCGAACUGACAUCCAUCAAGUAUCAACUAAAUGUUGUUACGGAGUACAAAAACCGCAUUGACAAGCUGCUGACAGAGACGCAGAAAGCCCACGAUGCUGAGAAGGAGAGGUACAAAGAUGUCAUGGACAGUUGUGUGGCCAUGAAACAGCAGACUGCCAUAUGUCAGAGUCAAUUUGAAGAUCUACAAAUUGAAUGCAAGAAAGUUAGAGAAGAUUACAACAAGGCAGUAAAGGAUAUAGAGAAACUUAAGGCUCCAGGUUAAAAUUUUAUUCUCGCAGCAAAUAUAUACAGGCUUAAGGAAAAUUUAGCUUAUAAUAGUGGGGAUUGUAAAUAUUACACAAUUUACCAUCAUAAAAAUAUUGUCUGCAACAAACUAUACAUUUGUACAAAGCAAAUGAGGGCUUACAAGUACUUGUGCAAUCGUCCAACUGCGAGGGAGUUGUAGUAACUGAGUGAUACAAUUCUCCAAAAUGUUUUAAAUAUGACUAUUGUAUUUGCGUUUGUUUGUCCAUUCCGCACGCUAUGUCCUAAAGAACUUGGCGAAUCCAUAGGUAAUUAUCUGUUUAGGUGUGCAGUAUUUCUUAAAUACUGGCUCCUACUUAGAAUGACUAAACAGUGGUGUGGUGUGUAUAAACGUGAGCGGAUGACGACAUUUUAUUUUGGAGUAUCUGCAGUAGAAUCGUCACGAUUUUGAUAUUCUUUUUUGUUUACCAAUUUGGUACGGUCAUUCACAAUAACUUAGCAACUAAAUACGUAUUGAUUGAAAUGGAUGAUUGUUUACUAACAGAAAAGCAUUUAGGUAUACAUAUUUUCGACCGUUACGAAAGCGAAGCCGAAGAUUUUGUUACAAUAAUGUGUUUUAUGUUAAAAAAGAUGUACGUACUACGUACCUACUUAUAGUUUUAAAAAUACAAUUUAUUGUAUAUUUUGUGCUACUGUUGUCUGUGCGUACCUAUAAAUAUUUUUAUGAUAUACUAACGACAUUUCCAUGUUUUGGCUAUUUUAUGGUUUAUAUUCAUAACUUAAGAAGUAUGAACAAGUAUCUGCUUAGAACUGUCCCCUAACGGCCAGUUUCUUCAUCAAACAUAAAAGUCAAAGUAAUGUCUAAAGUAAAAGUAACGGUCAAAUUCGUUUUUUCAAGGCUAAAGUGACAGCAAAACUAAUAGAAAAAGCGAAUUUGACCGUUACUUUUACUUUACUUUGAUUUUUACUUUGGAUUUUACUUUUGGCUGUAAGACAGUAGAUAUUACAUAUACACAUUAUUACAUAUAAUAUAUGGCUUUUGCCAAAUAAUUUGCUAAUUAUUCUUCAGAUUUUUUUCUUGUAUUUGAUAGAAAUUAUUACUUUUUUUAUAGGUUUUGCCAUCUAACAUUUGAACGUCUUUUUAAGGUGAAUGCUUUGUUUGACUGGUGGUGGGAAACUCCGAUGUGUUAUAGUUAUAUUUAAAUUGUAAGUACUUUCGGAGUAAAACAAAGACAUCAAAGAUUACCUUGACUUAUAUUACCGUGGUUGAUAAGAUCACGCCGCAUAUCGAAUGUUAACUUAGGUAAAACAUUUUAAAAAAACUAUUUGAAUUUUCCACUACCAGUGGAACUAGUGGAAGCAUUUACCUUAGCAAUAGUCAAUAUAUUUUGUACCUAAAAGUAAGAUAAUAGAAUGUCUAUGACUACAUACAUAAGCGUUGUAUAGACCAAAGAAAAUUCUGCUGUAAGGUAUUUUGUAAUUUUGAAUUUGUUAAUUCUUUAAUGUAUAAUUUAAUCUGUAUUUUACGUUUAAGAAAACUAGAACAUCUUCUCUUUCUCUUAAUUUUUUACAUUUUUGAAGGGUUAAACGAUGCUUUGAAUAUUUUUCUAAAUCUGUGAUCUUUCAAUAGAGACAGCUAAUAAAAAAGCUAAGUUACUUUUGCGGAGAUUAUCCGUACUCCAUAUGUGUUUAAUCACUUAUGUAAAGAUAUAAUUUGUGCAAUUCUUUGGCGACAUCCGAUACCAUAAACAGUAUGAGGUAGGCAAUUAUCUUGUCUAUGCAAAAUAGCCAAAGAAUUGGGAGGA
Molecule: messenger RNA, 2343 nt
Organism: Helicoverpa armigera (cotton bollworm)
Lineage: Eukaryota; Metazoa; Arthropoda; Insecta; Lepidoptera; Noctuidae
Exons: 3
Coding region: 147-557 (136 amino acids)
Source: RefSeq, a predicted model, not a curated record